AUGAACUGUUGUGUGCCAAGCCUUUCAGCAGUAUUCCAAGGUCCUGAUCUAUUUGUGGCUCUCCAGGCUACUGGAUCCUUCAAACCCGCUGCCUACUCCGACAGCUCCCCGUUCAAAACAGCGCCCUCAACGAGGCAAAAUCUGAGGAGAAAAUCGGAAGAUAUCGGGGGACAACCUCCCCAGAAGAUUGUGAAGAAAAGCCGUGGUAAAUGGCGUGCCUGGGUAGUGACCGACGAGAACCCUGCGGCCGGCACCGAUGCGACAGUAUCCGUCACGGUGUACGGUGAGAAGGGCAAGUCUGAGGACAUCGUUCUGGGAUCAGGAGAAGGCAGGUUUGAAGCUGGCAAUGAAGAUGAGUUUAAUGUUCAAGUUGGCAACAUCGGUGAGAUCUACAAGAUUAGGAUUGGUCAUGAUAAUCAGACGGAGUUUGCUGGAUGGCUUUGCGAAGAGGUCCGUAUGCAAGAUACCCAUACAGGGGAGGAGAUUGUGUUUCCAUGCCAACGAUGGAUGUCACGUGAUGAGGAUGAUGGUGAGAUUUGCCGAGAGCUUCCUGUCAUGAGGGAUGAAGAACCUGUAUACCCAGUGGUUCUUUAUCAGGUAUCCGUGACGACGGGUAACUAUUGGAAUGCAUUAACUGAGGCGGAUGUUUACGUCACGCUGUAUGGAGAUAGAGGAGACACGGGACCGAGGUUACUGCUUCGAUCAAAACGAAAACAGAAGUUUGAAAAGGGAAAGACUGAUGUCUUUAGUUUGGAAGCCGUUUCCUUGGGAACUGUGAACAAGAUUGUGAUUGGCCACGACACAGCUGAACAAGGCAAAGGAUGGUUUCUUGACAAAGUGGUUGUCAAGGAAACGGACGGAGGUGGGCCAGAAGCAGUAUUCCCUUGCUACAGGUGGUUAGAUGCUGGUGAAGAUGACGGGAAUACUGUGAGAGAACUGUUUACAAACAACAAGCCUGUUAGCUUUGAAAAAGAAAUGUGGGACCAGGAGAAGUGGAAGUAUGAGACAGGAUGUCACGUGACCCUUGUGUCAAAAGUCAGCGGACGAGCUCUCCAAGUACUCUCAGACAACUCAGUGGAUGCGUGCGGCGAUCCAGAAUCACCCAAUAAAAAUGCAAUAUUCCUUGUUGAGAAAGUGAGAGGCAACGUUCGCAUCUUCCGGACCCUCGCAAAGCCGGAGCUCUACCUCUCUCUUGAUAACAACAAGGCCAGCGGGGUCAAGAAAUCAGGCUUACCAUGCGAGUUCAAACUCAAGGUCCAAGCUGACCGCUCUGUGGCCGUCGAGUCGGUCAAGUCACCCAAUCAGAUGCUGACCUUUGUACAGAGUGGACGACCCCAUGACCCCCGAGGUGCCGGCCUAGGACCUCAGAAGCUGUUCUUUUGCUAUGUCAAGGGAACAUUCAGUGACAACGGGCUGUUAGUCUUCUACACCUCCCGCACGCAGACCCUUAGCGUGGAUGGCGAGGAUGGCCUCAUUGCUACCGGGCAGAAGACAGAAAGUGCCUACUGGCGGAUCAGGAGAGUGCCUGGACAGAAGACUAGGAUGUUUGAGAGUCUGACCAAACCCGAUCAGUACCUUAGGAUAAAAGAUGGGAAAUGCAAUGUAACGGGGAUUGGAGACGAGUCUUGCCAUUUUUUGAUCAACAAGUUCAAGGAGAAGGGGUACAUCACCCUUCAAUCCAACACAUUACGUAACCUAAGUAUCGGAUUCCUACCGGACGGCUCAGUCAGACCAACGAUAGAUAGUGGAGAGCCCAAUGUGAGGCUGUAUCCGGAGGUUAUUGAAUUUGGGACCAAGAAGAAAUUGACCACACCCACCCCACCAACCACGCCUAAACCUACCAAAAUGGCUAAGAAACGUACAAUCAAGAAGAGGAAGAGUGAAGGAAAAAUUGAUAUUUCUUCCGUUGCCAAGGCAGCGAAGAAAGAAGAGAAAAAGCCGGCGAAGACCAAGGGGUCAAAUCUGAAGCAGGUGAAGGAGGCUGCCCCCGCUGCAGGAGCAGCAGCAGCUACCAUAGCAGAAAAGGAGAAAACACAAUAUGAGGAUGGAGAAUGGAAGUGCCUUGUAAAGACUGGAAGCUUGUCUACUAAAGCUAAUGUCAUCCUAGUUGUAUAUGGACAAAAUAAGGUAUCAGAACCCUUCACUCUUGGUAAAGGAGGGCCCACACUAUUCAGCCCAGGCAGUGAAGACAAGUUCAAGGUCAACCUACAAGGUCUUGGUAAUAUCUACAAGAUCAGGAUAGGAUUAGACUCCUACAAGGCCUCCUGGAGAUUAGACACGGUGAGUUUGAUCGAGCCAUCCAGCGGUGACAAACACGUCUGUAAGUUUAAGAAUCGUUGGCUGUCACUGAAGGAAGAUGAUGGCGAUCUUUGGAGAGAACAUGCCAUAGCUUUACCUGGGAAGAAACCUCUACCUAUGAUGCAGUACUUUGUUAUGGUUGCCACGGGAACGGAGCCCAACUCGGCGACAGAUGCAAACGUCUACAUCAACAUCUUUGGGGAGAAGGGUGACACCGGCAAGAGGCUUCUUCAUAGAUCUAAUAAUGAUGAUACAUUUUUGGAAGGACAGGUUGACUGUUAUCAGUUGGAGGCCGUAUCAGUCAAGAAACCUACCAAGGUUGUGAUUGGUCAUGAUGGGGAUAGCCCCGGAGAGGGAUGGUAUCUCCAACAGGUCACCAUCAAAGACAAAAAAGACUCCAAGACAGAAUACAUCUUCAAAUGUGACAGAUGGCUUGAUGCAGGACAGGAUGACAAUGAGAUUGAGAGAGAACUGGCUCUCACGGAAACAAGGACGAUAAAACCACAUGAUUGGGAGAUAUUCAUUGUGACGGGCUCUAUGACAGAGGCCGCUCUGCCCUCACCGGCGACACUGGUGGUCUACGGAGACAAGAAUAAGACGGAGGUUGUCCUGGAACCCCCUCAUGGGGAAGGUUUCCAACCAGGCAGUGCUGAGACAUUCAGGGUCAAUUUUGGCGAUAUUGGUAGACUUGUCAAGGUCCGGCUUGGUCACGAGGACAACGAGUCCAGCUGGUACGUGAAGACAAUGAGGAUGGUUGAUCUGAACACCAACGAGGGGCAAGAUUACGAGGUUGACCGUUGGAUGUCCAGGAGCAAUGAUGACCGGGAUGUCUGGAGGGAAUUGGCUGCAGUCUGGCCCGGUCAAAGAACUGCACCUGUUGCAAGAUAUUAUGUCCAAGUAUUCACCUCGGCUGAACCUGAGGCCUCCACCAAUGCCAGCAUCUAUGUCAACCUGAUUGGAAAGAACCACGACUCUGGCAAACGAUACCUGGUCCGUCCCAAGACCAACAACGAAACACCCUUCCAGUCCGGUCAGAUGGACGGUUAUGAGGUCGAAGCUGUCUUCCUGGGCAAGGUGUCAAAGGUGAUUGUUGGGCAUGAUGGGAAGGAGGAAGGUCAGGGUUGGUGCCUGGAGAAGAUCGUUGUCAAGGAGUCUAGGACGGCCAAGAAUGAAGCCAUAUUCCCGUGUGAAAAAUGGCUUGAUACUGGUAAGGACGAUGGUAAAACAGAAAGAACUCUGGUUCUUGGCAAGCCUUCAGCAGCCCCGAACACAGUCACAUCGGCCUCUGCAUCCCCUACCACUGACAUCAUCACCUUAAAAUGGAAGGCUCCCUCUACGCCAGUGACCUCUUACAUUGUGACCUGUGACCCACCUGACCCCAAGGAGUCAAAGGUCACCCUGAAUGACCCCAAGGCGACAGAGGUUGUAUUUGGUGACCUGACCCCAGGAAAGGAGUACAUGUUUGGUAUCGUGGCGGUUAAUAAGAAGAAAGAAGGGGAGAAAGUUACGGUUAAGGCUACCACGAAACCGAACAAGGUGCUGGAUGCAACUAUUGAGAGUGCGAUGACCUCCUUAAAGGUCAUGUGGAAAUCACCUGAAGGUCAACUGACCGGUUACCAUGUCAAGGUAUCUCCCUCGGACGCCAAGAAGUCUUCACUCAAGAUCAAAGAUGUUGCCAUCACAACGGCCGAAUUUGAAGGCCUGAUGCCUAAUAAGGAAUACAAGGUUCAGAUUGUCACGGUUGCCGGGGAAACCGAGAGCGAGAAGGUCACUCUCGAAGGAAAGACUGCAAUGCCCGAGCUGAUUGUCCUUCCCGUCAUUGACCACUCCACCUCCUCUGGAACAGAUCACCUUGAGGUUUCCUGGAAGAAACCUGAUGGGGACAUUACUGGCUACAGGGCUGUACUACAACCACCGGAAGGUGACAACCCUGAGGUUAAAUUGGACGGGGAUGAUAAGACGAGCGUCAGAUUCACAGGAUUAGCACCAGGCAGAGAAUACCAUGUGGAGGUCUUUACUCUUCAUGAGGAUAAAGAGAGCGAGAAGGUCACCAUUGUAGGAAGAACAGAAAGUGGCAAGGUCCACAAGGUUCGCAAGGCGUCCGUUUCCCCCACUUCAUCGUCGGCGACCGUUUCGUGGAAAAAACCAGAGGGGGACGUCGGUGGCUAUCGUGUCAUUUGCGUACCCAAAGAAACUGAGAAAGAUGGAAAGAAAGAAGAGGUUAAAAUUGAUGAUGCUGGUGUGACCGAAACCAUGUUUACCGGGCUAAGUCCGAGCACGGAAUACGUUUGCAAGAUUUAUACGAUAUCCGCGCAAGGGACGGAAAGCAGUAGCGUGAAAGUGGAAGUGAAGACAGAUGAGGAAAAAGAGGAGGGGGAAAUCCCCGUUGUCAGUGAUGUCACAGCCACGCCCACCACCAACUCAAUCACUGUCUCAUGGAAGGCUCCAGAGGGAGACAUCACAGGAUACAAAGUUUCUUGCACCCUGAAGAGUAAACCUGAAGAUGUUGUUUCUGAGGUUUCUACUGAUGAUAGUUCUACAACCACUGCAUUGCUUGAGGGUCUGGAUGAAGGCAAGGUGUAUGUGAUCAAUGUGGUUUCCUUGAAGGACGAGGAGAUGAGUAAACCUGCUACAAUCACCGCUGAAACAAAAAAGCUGAAGAUCCACAAAGUUCAAAAUGCAGAGAUAUCCCAGACCGGUACCACUUCUCUCUCUAUCUCUUGGGAGAAACCCAAGGGGGAUGUGACUGGAUAUUUGGUCACUUGUCAAACCACAGCUGCAGCUGCUGCUGCUACUCCAAGAGAUAAGACUUCCAAGGACAAAAAGAAGAAGGAGAAGAAGAAGAAAGAUGAGGAGAAGAAAGAUGAAGAGGAAAAAAAUGAAGAAGAGGAAGAAGAGAAGGUGAAGGAGGAGGAUGCAAAGGAGCAAGAAGAGAUGGAGAGAGAGAUACAGAUUGAAAAUCCUGAGGAGACGAGAGCAUUGUUUGAAGAUCUGAAGUCUGAUGAAGAGUAUGUCAUCAAGAUCUAUACUUUGGUUGGAGAAAAGAAGAGUGAUCGUGUCAAGAUCAUUGCAAAGACUGAACCUGAAGUGGAUUACUCUGAAGAUAUCGCCCAACUCCUGGAGGCCAGUGAGCUCCUGGAUGCCUCCCCUAGACCGGAAGAGGCUCCUCCGCCUGAAGAGGGUGUGGUUCCGCCAGUCAGGGACCUGAAGGCCACGCCCUCCUUGGACUACAUCACGGUAACAUGGAAGAAACCUAGUGAGGAUGGUGUUACAGGGUAUCACCUGACAUGUGCAUUGAAGAGUGAUCCAGAAAAGGUCAUCAAGGAGAUAACACUGGAUAAGCCUGAGACUGAGAAAGCCUCUAUUGAUGAUCUGGAGGAAAGUACAACUUACAUCAUCAAUAUCGUGACGGUAACAGAAGAUUCUAAAAGUGAGCCUGUCAUAGUAGAAACAGAAACAAAAACCCUGAAGAUUCAUCGGGUUCAAAAUGCUGUGAUAUCAGAGACUGGCUCCACAUCUCUGACUCUCACAUGGGAGAAACCAAAAGGACCUGUUACUGGAUAUCUGGUCAACUGUCAAACUUCAGCUGCUGCAGCAACCCCCAGAGAUAAGAAAGCAUCCAAUGACAAAAAGAAGGAGAAGAAUGGGGAUGAUGGGAAGGUAGAAAAGGAAAAUAAAGAGGAGGAGAACUCGGAGCAGGAGAAAGAAAGGAAGAUAGAGGAUCCUGAAGAGUUGAAAGCAGUUAUUGAAGGUUUGAGAGCUGAUGAGGAUUACGUGAUCAAGAUAUAUACCCUGGUUGGAGAGAAGAAGAGCGAAAGGGUGAAGGUGACAGGAAAGACAGACAAGAUGCCUGUAGAAAAUACUGACUCCAUCACCGCAACAUCAGACAAGGCCCCUGUAGAAAAUACUGACCCCAUCACCAUAGCAACGGAAUGGGUUAAAUCAUCAUCCCUCAAAGCUACAUGGACAAAGUCAGCGAGGGCAGCAGUCACUGGCUACAAGGUUACAUGUCAACUGAAAGAUGGCGGUGACCCAACAUCACUGAAAGAGGUCAAGAUCGAUGACCCUGAUGUGACCUCUGUGACCUUUGAUGACCUCCAAGAGAAGGUCAUAUAUCUAGUGGAAGCUGUUGUCGUGGAUGGGGAGGAGGAAAUUGACAAAGCCUCAACUGAGGCUGCACCAAAAAAAGCCACAAAAUUGCCACCUGUUUCGAACGCCAAACUCGAGGCAGGCCCGGGGGCUCUCAACGUGACCUGGAAGCAACCUGAUGGAGAGGUCAAAGGUUAUCUUGUUACCUGUUCACCGGAGAAGGAAGAUAAGAAGAAGAAGAAAGGAAAGGGGGAUGAUAAGAAGGAUUCUGAAAAGGAGAAAAAGAAGAAGGACAAGAAGGAGAGUUUGGAGGAUAGGACAAAUGAUGAGGAGGAGGCUGAAGAUGGAAAGACAGAAGAGGUGAAGAAGGAGGAUGAGGAAGAGAGCAACAAGGAGAAGGAAAAUGAUGGAGAGAAGGAAGAAAAAGAAGGAAAAGAAGAAGGUGUAGAGGACGAAAAGGAAAAGGAUAAAACAACUCUGGAUGAGGAUGGUGGUAAGGAAGAAGAAAAGAAGAAGAAAAAGGACAAAACAACUCUUGGUGAUGAUAAGAAAGAUGAAAAGGAAAAGAAGAAGGAAAAGACUGCUGUUGAUGGAAAUAAAAAGAAGGAGAAAACAUCAGUGCAUGGUGGAGGAAAUAAGAGCACCAAAGAGGAGAAGAAAGAAAUUAGACUUGAUGAUCCAGCUGUUACAGAGGCUGUGUUCAAUGGUUUGGAGACUGAAACUGUGUAUGUGAUUAAAAUCUACAGUCUGGAUGGAGAGACUAAGAGUGAUUCAGUCAAGCUGACUGGUAAACCUGCACCUGUGGCCUCCACUGAAGAAGCCAAGUUACUGCCAGUAAAACAUGCUGUGAUCGAGGCAACAACAUCAACAUCCAUCUCAUUGUCAUGGAAACAACCCAAAUGUGACUUGACUGGAUACCUAGUGACCUGUACAUUGGAUGACAAGAAGGAUGGAGAGAAGAGUAAAGAGAAGAAGGACAAGAAAGAGAAAUCAAAGGAUAAGGAUAAAAAGAAGAGGAAGGAAAGUGAAGCGAAAGAAGAUGAAUCUGAAAAGGAGGGAGAUGAUAAAGAAGAGAUAAAUGGAAAGAAGGAAAAGAAGAAGAAAAAGAAAGAAAAGACAAUUGUUGGGGAGAAGGAGGAUAGAGAAAAGGAGGAUAAUCAGAAGGAAAUUACCCUGACUGGGGUUGAAGAAGAAGACAGUACAAAGGAUGGAAAGAAAGAAGGACCGGCAGAAGAUGAAGCAAAAGAGGAGGAUAAGGAGAAUGAUAUUGAUGCUGGGAAGAAAGAAAAGAAAAAGAAGAAAAAGGAGAAGACUACUUUUGAUGAUGGUGGUGAUCAAGAUGAGGAGAAGAAAAAGGAAAAGGAACCUGUUGAAGAUGAUAAAGAAGAAGGAGAAAAGAGUGAAGAAAAUAAGAAGAAGGAAAAGACAACUGUCGGUGAAGAUGGAAAGAAGGAGAAAAAGAAAAAAGAAAAGACAACUGUAAAUGAUAAUGAAGAUGACGAAAAGAAGGAAAAGAAGAAGAAGAAGGAAAAGACUUCUCUUGCCAAAGGCGAGAAGAAUAAACAUGAAGAUAAAGAGGAGAAGAGCUCCAAGAAGGAUAAGAAGAACAAAUCAAAAGAUGAAAAAGAAAUAGAAGACAUCCAGAUUGAUGACCCGAAGGUCACGAAAGCUACAUUCAACAACUUGCAGCCAAGCAAGACCUACAUUCUGAAAAUAUUUACGGUCAAUGGAGACAAGAAAAGUGAACGAGUUAAAAUUACUGGAAAAACAGUCAAGGAGGAGAAGAAAGCUCCCACAAAGCAAAUGGACGAGGAUGAAGCAGCGAGAACGAUCCAGAAGAACUUUAAAAAGUUUAAAUCAAAGAAGAAGAAGAAAACACCAGAUUCGGAGAGCAAUCAGGUCAAAGAUCCCAAGGCGGAAUCGACCCUUGACACCAUCCAGCUGACCUGGGUCAAACCUGAUGGAGAGGUCACAGGUUACAGGGUCGUUUGCCAGCCCACGGGAGGUGAAAGGUUGGAGGUGAAGCUAGACGGAGGAGACGAUACAUCUCACGAGUUGACCGGCCUAGUGGCAGGGAGAGAGCAUGAGAUGGAGAUAUACACCGUGAACGGGGAAAAGGAGUCUGAGAAAGUCACCAUCAAGAAGUUCACAGUGCCACAUCCCACAGUGGAGCCAAAGAUUGAAGAAUCCAGCUCUAACAAACUCAGAGUUUGCUGGUCCCCACCCUCAGAAGGUGAACACACUGGUUACAGGGUGGAGUGGAAGCCUCAGAAGGGGAGCAGCGAAGAGAAGAAGGAUGAAGAGAAAGAAGAAGAAGAGAUCGAUAUAGAUUUGGAUGAUCCCGAAACUGAAAAGGCUGCUCUGAAAAUACAGAAGCAGUUUAAGAAGUUUAAGUUCAAAAAGGGACCAGCGAAAACAGCAGACCCCAAGAACAAAAAGGAUGAGAAAAAGAAGAAGGAGGAUGAGAAAAAGAAUGAAGAUGAAGGAUCGAAGGAGGUUGGAGCUGAUGUGACAAGCCUUGAAGUGACUGGUCUAAAGACUAGCCAUCCCUAUGACAUCACCGUAUUUGCCUUAGCCGGACAAGAAUGCAGCGAGCCUGCUAAAAUAGAAGCAGCAACAACUCCCUCAAAGCAAAUGGACGAAGAUGAAGCAGCAAGAACGAUCCAGAAGAACUUUAAGAAGUUUAAAUCAAAGAAGAAGAAAACACCAGCACCUUGCCAAGUUAUAGACCCAGAGAUCGUGCCUACCCAUGAUGCCAUCUCGCUGACAUGGCAGCACCCUGAUGGGCCCAGGACAGGCUACAGGGUCAGACUGAUCAAGGUGGUCGAUGAUGUCGAAGAUGAUGCCAAAGAUGAUGUUGAAGAUGAUGCCAAAGAUAAUGUCGAUAAUGAGAAGAAGGGCGAUGACCAGGCUGAUCCUCCUGCUGAUAAGGAGGGUGAUGACCCAACCCCUGCUGAGAAGGACAAUGAUAAUCAUUCUAAGGUGGUCGAUGAUGUCAGUGAUGAGAAGGAGAUCGAUGACUAUUCUCAUCCGCCACCACCUUCUGCCUCCAAAGAAGUGGACAACCCUCCUGCUGUGAAAGACAAUGAUAAACCAUCUCCCAAAGAGGAGGAUCCUAUCCCCACUCCAGCUGAGGAGAUCAACGAUGUCAACAGCGAUAAGGUGAACAGUGAUGAUGAGAAGGACAAUGAUGAUGAUGCUCAUGCUUCUGAUGAAAAGGCUGUGGCUGAGCCAGAAGUAAGAGAGAUGGAGGCAGAGGUGACUGGUGUUACUUUCUCUGGGUUGGAGUCUGGGGUAGAGUACAUUGCCACCAUUGUGACACUGGAUGGAGAGAGGGAGAGUGAAGGGGUUACCAUUCAAGGAAAAACAACCGUCUUGGAUUACCCCAAACCUCCAGAGAAUCUAAGCACCGAUUGCUCCAUCAAAUCAAUCACCGUUUCAUGGACCAUGCCAGAAGGUGUGGUCACAGGAUACAAAAUCACAUGCAAACCACAUGGGCAGUCACCUGACCAUGCUGAUGGAGCAUCAGGUGACAAAGAACUGUCAGGUGAUCUCAAGGCUGACAGUGAGACCGGGGAGCAGGAGGAGGCAGAGAAAGGGGACACAAGAGAGAAGGGAGAAGAUGGCGAUCAUGCAGGGGAGUUGGGACAAAAGUCAGGUGAUGAGGCGCAGAAGUCAGAUGACCAAGAGAAGUCAGGUGACACUGUGGAGAAGUCAGGUGACCCAGUAGAGAAGUCAGGUGAUGCCCAGGCCGACAACAAAGCCAUUGAAGAAGCUCAAGAAGGGGAUACUAAAGAGAAGUCAGACGAUAACGAGAAGGCAGAAACGGUCGAUCAGGUAAAAGACAAAGACAGUGAUGACAAACCUGCCAAAGAUGGUCAAGAAGACGAGGAUGCCACCAAUGAGAAAGAAAAGACGGAUAUUCCUGAGAAAGACUCCAAAGAAGAGGAGAACAAGGAUGGCAAAGAACCAGCUAAUGGGUCACAUGAUCAAAGAACAGAAUCGGGUGAUGUUGAUGACAAAGAUGGAACAGCAAGUGGGAAAGACAAUGUGGAAGCCAACCAAGAUUCUUUUGCUGAUUCCAAUGACAGUGGUCAGUUGGGAGAUGGGUCAGGUGAAGGAUCACAUGAUGGAUCACAUGACCAGGUCAGUGGUGACGAAGGUUACAGGUCGGGAUCAGAAGAGGAAGAGGUCAGGAUAGUGGAUGCUGACAAGACAAGCUUGACCAUCUCUGGUCUCAGGGCAAUGACCACUUACACCAUCAGCGUCACCACACUCAACGGUCAGCUAGAGAGCGAGCCGGCCACGUCGAAGGCACAGACAUUGGAACCGGAGAGGCCACAACCCGUGGUGGAAGGCAAGCUUGACUGUGAAGCGACGACCAUCGUUGUCACCUGGAAGAAACCUAGGGAAGGAGAGAUGACCGGAUACAGGGUGACGUGUCUUACAAAGGAAGAGAUCGAACAGGAGAAGGAGAGUCGAGAGAAGGAAGAAACUGACCAAACAGGAGAAGAGAUACAGAACAAGGUUGACCUUGGGGUCACCAAGGAGGUCAGAGCGGAUGUCUUCACCGCAAAGUUCUUUGACCUUGACCCAGACAUGGAACAUACAGUCCGGAUCUGGACAUUACUUGAUGGUUUAACGAGUGAUGUGGUUGAACUGAUAGACAAGACUAAGCCUGACAUUAAAGAAACCGAGGGUGAAUGGACAGUAACUGUUGUUACUGAUGAGGACUCUAAGCCUUCCCACAAUGCCUUGGUGGAAAUGAUGGUUUAUGGGAAGGAUGGAAAGUCUGAUCCUCUCGUACUCAACAAAGAGAGGAAGGAAGAUGGUUGCUUUGAGCCUGGCAAGACCGAAAGCUUUGAUAUCCAAGUUGGAUAUAUUGGAAAUAUCAGUAAGAUUCGUAUUGGAUACCAUGAUGAUGCAUCAUGGGAAGGUUGGCAUCUGAAAGAGGUUCACAUGGAGGACAAACACACCAAAGAGAAACUGGACUUUGCGUUUGACCGUUGGAUGGCAAGGGGUGAAGAUGACCAAGACAUCUUCAGGGAGCUACCAGCGAAAAGAGAAAACCAAGAAUCUCUACCAGUUGAGGUAUACUACGUCACUGUCCACACCGGUGACCGAUGGGCGUCGUACACCGAUGCCCCUCUAUGGGUGAUCUUGCAUGGAGAGAACGGAGAUACCGGUAAAAGAAUCCUUUACCACUCCCUAAACGCAGAGGACAAGUUCCUUCAAAGUCAGGUGGAUACUUUCAAAGUAGAAGCAGUAUCAUUAGGUGAGAUCACUAUGAUAGAGAUCGGCCAUGAUGUCAAGGGCUAUGGUGCUGGAAUAUACCUUGAUCAUGUGACCGUGAAGGAAGGUGAAGAAGCAGAGAGUGAAUAUCUGUUCCCUGUUCAUAACUGGCUGGAUGAUCACAUUGGGGACAAGAAGCUACAUAGACAACUCAAACCUAUAGGCAAACAAUCAACCAAAGAAAGUGAUAAGACACAGGAGAAUUCCAAGCCUGAAUCACAGGGUAACUGGACUGUGUUGAUGAAGGUCAGUGAAGACUCUCCGGCCUCGUUCAAAGCCAAUCUGUACCUGACUGUGUAUGAUGGCAUCACCGCAUCAAGACCGCACCAGAUCGCGCUGGAUGACGAAUUCGCUCCAGGAAAAGAAAUUGAAAGCUCGAUGAAGACUGAGCAAAUCAAGAGCAUAUCUAAGAUAAGACUGGAGCAUGAUAAUUCAGGAAGAGGACAGCUUAUUUUCGUAAAUACAAUCCGGUUGGUUGACAAAGACACUGGGGAAGAGCUAACAUACAGGUUGGACUGUAAGCUAGGAGAAGAUGAGAAGACUGGUGCAUCAUCACUGACUAAGGAGGUUCCUACAUUGAAAGAUGGUCAACAACCAUUACCAGUUGUUGAAUACGAGGUGAAGACGAAGACCAUAGAUGAGGCUGGAUCCUGGAGCAACGCCAACGUCUACAUCAAGCUGGUCGGGGAUGCAGGGGAUACCGGUGUGAGGCACCUCUGGAAGCCUGACCUAGAGAAUGCCUUCCAACAAGGACAGGAGGAUACCUUCAUCAUAGAAGCAGUAGACAUCGGCAUCCUCCAGAGGGUUCUCCUCUCUCUGGAGUCUGACGAACAAGACGACGCCUGGCUUCCAGAAUCUAUCACGGUUUCUGCAACCAACUCGCCCCAGAAGUACGAGCUUCCAUGCAACUCUUGGAUAGGGAUGACUACGGAUGCCAGUCAGGAGCGAGAGCUUGUGGUAGAUGCUGAUCAGACACCAGCUGCAAAUAAUGAAGGAGAAUCGGGAUCCAAAGGUUCAUGGACACUCUGGCUCACCCCCGGACCCGACGAUGGAAUGGGCUGCAAUUCACUUCUCUCAAUGAUGGCCUAUGGGAGUCAAGGAUCCAGCAGGACUGUUCCACUUGAGAAUGGGGAAGAUGUUGGGUCGAGUAAAGAAGAGGAAGGAGGGGAGAAGCUGAUGUACCCACCAGGAGUUACCAAGAAAUUUGAUAUUAAUUUGGGUGAAAUUGGAAGCAUAUACAAGAUACGACUCUCUUUGGAUGAGAAGGACACAACUCAACCUCAGAUGUACCUCAGGAAGAUUAAAAUGAAAGAUAGGGACACAAACCAGGAAUUCCACUUCUUUGUCGACCGAUGGCUGAAACAGGCGCCCAACGUUGAGAAGGAGAAAAAGGAAGAAGAGAACAAGAAGAAGGAAGGAGAAGAAGACAAGAAGAUGGAAUCUUUGAUCCUUGAACUACCAGCUAUCCGACCCGACAUAGCACCAGAACCAGUUGUUAAAUACCAGAUUGAUGUACGGACCGGAGAGGAAGAGAAUAGUGAAACAUCUAGCCAAGCUUAUGUGAAACUCAUUGGUAGCCAUGGCGAUACAGGAAAACGACUGCUCAUCUGGGAGGAGGAUAAGAAGACCUUCGAGAAAGAAGCUCGAGCUACAUUCAACAUAGAAGCUGUUUCUAUUGGAGAAAUAACCCAGUGCAUUUUGGGUCAUGAUGGCGAGGAAUCAGAAUCAGGAUGGUAUGUGGAGAAUGUGACAGUGACAGAGAAGAAUUCUGAUGUGGACGAUCAACCGGAGGAUAAAGCCUGGUCAUUUACUUGCCAAAGGUGGUUAGCAGUUGAUAAGGAGGAUAAACAGACGGAAGUUACCCUUGAUGUAGACCCGCCCCCUCUAGCCCCUCCCCCUGGUGAGGACACUCCCCCUGACAGCAAUGCACCUCCCGAUGAGAAGGAGGAGCUUGCGGAGGACACAACCAAACCCAAUGAGGAAGACAAGCCAGAAGAUGAGGAUGGACCGAAAGAAGAAAAACCAGAGGAAGAGAAGAAGGAUGAUGAUGAUGAUGGUGGUAAAAAGGAAGAAUAGACUGUAUCAUGUUGCCAUGGUAACAGGCAUGCUGUACAUCAAGCUGUUUUGAGAGAAAUUAGAUCAUUUAAAGAAUUUAAAUAGUUGUGAGUGCACCAUCAUUGUUGGUGUGAUGUUGGACCUGGGCCCUGUUGCAUAAAAUAUAUUUUGAUAGUAACUUUGCAUUUCAGUUGUAAUUACCAUGGUAACAAUGAUAAGCAGCCAAUCAACAUCAAGGAUUCCUUACAAGUUACUAUUAAAUGGCAAAGAAAUGAUAACUUAACUUUCCUGCUGCAGGGCUUUGGUCGUGGAGGAGGAAUGUAAUAUAACAGUUUUAAAAAAAUCAUUGCUAAAUGAUCAGAUAUUGUUAGUAACUGUUUCUCUUUGGUUUUGGUAUUCAGGAUUGAUUUUUGGGCUCAAGUUGAUCACAUUUUGUGAGUCCCUCCUCUGAUCUGGAUAACCAAGGUUCUGUAUGGUUAUUUGAUACAUACAUAUUUAUUGAGUACAUGUAUAUAGAAUAAAAAUUAUGAAGCCUACAUGUAGUUCAUAAGAAACACCACUUGCCUAUUAUAAACAUUCAAUUAUCACAUUGCUAAAGAAAUAUGUGAUCCAUUGAAUAGUCUAAUGCUUUGCUUUGGUGUUUUUAAUAUGCGUGAUGAUUAUCGCCACAGGUAAGUUGGUGUUUUGUGCAAUAUGUACAUACACUAAAUGGUAUAAGAAUAUUUUGAUAACGACGCGUAUUGUCCAAUAUGGAGUCAUACAUGUAUGAGCCCUGUACAAAACGUAGGGGAAUGAUUGCAUUCAGCAAUCAAUCUGUUAAGCAUUGUUCAUCACAAAACAUGAUUUUUUUAAAUGUGUCCACAUACAUGUACAUGUACCUAUGUUGCAAUGUUUUAUAUAUACUUAUGUACAUGUAAUAUGUGCCUAAUGGUUGAUGAGAAAUGAUAAGUUUAGUGUGUAGAAUCAUUUAUACAUCUUGAUCUACUUUGGUGUUAGACGCAAAGGUUUUCAAACCAUGCCUUUAAGACAAUCGUGAUGAAACGCCUCGACAAUUCACCUGUACAUAUAUAUACUUAUUGUUUAUGUUUGCAUGAUUGUGAAUGUUUUUCACAUGAUCACACAUUUUGAUUUUGUAGAUUAUUCAUUGCAUCAUUAACCAAAGGCAAUCAUUCAUGUAUUUACAUAUUCAAAGAUUUGAAUGACAUUGUAGAUUUGUAUAGAAAAAAAGAGAGAUAUAUAUUUUAGAUGUGUUGUUAUUUUUGUUUGAAGUGAUAUUUUAUCUAGAGAUAGCAGUCAUGUAUUUGAUGUACACUGUAAAUGUAAAUUGCAAACAAAUAUUUAUUUCAUUAUUAUCUGAUAUUCACAAUGAACAAAAGGGGAAAUCCCCAAUUAUGAACACAGGGAAAGCCCCUUAAUGAACAUAGGUAAAUCCCCUUAAUGAACAAGGAUCAAUAACAUUUUUUUUUAGAGACUCCCAAGUGAGAAAUUAUGAGACUGAUAACCGUACAUUUCAUUUUUUUUAAAAUUCACAUUGCCAAUGCAGUAAGGUUAACAAUAAAGUGCUGCUUUAUGUUAUGUAUAUGCAGGUACGAGAUGUGUAGAAAAAAAAGUGAUCUUAAAUCGACUUGUGUACUAAGUAAAAAAGUUCAUGGAUGUGGCCAUACAUGUACAGUUAAUGACUACAAGUAUUUACAUUAACAUGUCUUUAAUAUGUAAAGUACAACGCAAAAACAUGUUGCCAGGUCUGUCGAACCUGCAACUGUUAUGUUGCGAAUAAAUGAGUAUAUUAACAAAAAAUUUCCUUCAGAUGUGAAUAUGGUGCAUGUACUUAAAUGAACUCUUACAUGUUUUAUUCUAUCCAUGAUUUCUUUUACAUGUAUCUUGUAUAUGGUGUGUAGAAAGAAAAAAAAAGUAUUCGUAAAUAUAUAAAAUGUAGUUGUGUUAUUGAAACAAUGCAUCACAAAUUUGUCUUGGAAGAUAUGCACUUUAGCCAACAGUGCCCAUGUAUCUGGAAUCCAGAUGUCAAUAAUGUCAUAAUCCUACAAGGGUUGCAUUAAAAUCCAUUUCAAAACACCUUUUCAAUUGUUUACAUUAUAAUUGUUUAAAAACCCUUUUUAUUAUCAAUUCGCAAGUUAAUUUAAUUGAAAACGGAUUUGCAAAUGUGUUUUUUUAACUCAUGUAGGAUUAUGAUGUCAUUGGCAUCUUGAUAAGUAUGUAUAUAUGAACCACGCUCUGUUUCAUCCUAAUAAAUAAAACUAAACUGUCAGUCCACACUUCUAUGUACAGCUACGUUUUAUCUACCUACAUGUAAUACU
This is a messenger RNA of Lytechinus pictus (painted urchin), 16049 nucleotides long. RefSeq lists its product as uncharacterized. Bases 1 to 13755 code for a protein of 4584 amino acids. Lineage: Eukaryota; Metazoa; Echinodermata; Echinoidea; Temnopleuroida; Toxopneustidae. Gene Ontology annotation, molecular function: protein binding. The transcript has 72 exons. The record is from RefSeq and is a predicted model, not a curated record.